Molecule: messenger RNA, 333 nt
Organism: Rotaria sp. Silwood2
Lineage: Eukaryota; Metazoa; Rotifera; Eurotatoria; Philodinida; Philodinidae
Source: the annotation of a GenBank genome assembly
AUGGAGGGACUUGAAAAAAGCUAUUCAAAUUUGGAACUGCAUGACAACGUACUUGUGGAUACAGAUAAAGUCUUACAACAAGUGGAACAACAACUCGAAACAUAUAUUGGUGAAAUGGUACGAACAAUGGACGACAACGUUCUUCCAGCUUAUAAGCCAACACAAUCUCUGCCAGAUACAAGAGACAAUCGAUUAUUAAUUCCAGGUAUUGUUAAAUUUAUUUGUACCCAAGGGCAAUACAGUAGAAUCUAUUUAAACCAAAGUGGUUCACAAAAACCAGAAUAUCGUAUUGCAAUUCUUCUUGAUCAAUCGGNGCUAUCGAAUGGGCUAUAA